Molecule: messenger RNA, 1020 nt
Organism: Caenorhabditis elegans
Lineage: Eukaryota; Metazoa; Nematoda; Chromadorea; Rhabditida; Rhabditidae
Gene: sra-21
Product: Serpentine receptor class alpha-21
Exons: 5
Coding region: 1-1020 (339 amino acids)
Biological process (GO): G protein-coupled receptor signaling pathway; sensory perception of chemical stimulus
Cellular component (GO): membrane
Molecular function (GO): G protein-coupled receptor activity
Source: RefSeq, marked reviewed
AUGAGUCAGCUCACUGCUGAAGAGCUUGACAGUCAGAAAUGCGCCUCUGAAGGUCUCACCAGUGUUUUGACAUCUAUUACCAUGAAAUUUAACUUUUUAUUCAUUACAACAGUUAUUUUACUCAGUUAUUGCUUUACUUGGCUAGCUAUCCGAGCUCUUUGGAAGAAUAAUAUAUUCUCAAAUUCAACGCGGCUAAUUUUAAUUGCAUGUUUGCUGAAUUCAGUUGUCCAUCAGACUACGAUGCUGGAGUCACGGAUGCGUCAAACUUACCGAAGCUUUGUUUUUGCAUCCGAACCUUGCAAUCUAUUAUAUCGCUCAUCCGAUUGUGUCUUUGAACUUCAUUCCUAUUACCUCACUGGCUAUUUCUCCACUUAUUCAGUUUGCUCUCUCGCUUUUGACAGAUUGGUAUCACACUACAAAUCAAAAUUCUACCACACGCAUCAAUACUUCAUCGCAGUAUCUCUGCUAGUCCUUCAGCUUCUUCUCACACUCGUAUCGUUUUAUAUUGCAUAUUAUGGAGUCCAUCUUGCAGGUUAUGUGCCAGUGUGCAUUCAUUAUCCAAGAUUAGCUGUACACUAUAGCACAGUUAACACUGUUCGCACUGUAGUCAUGGUUUGCUGCCUUGUAGUCACAGGGUUUAUAUACUAUCUUAGCGUAAAGUCAGAGAAACAAAUCCAAAAAAGCAGUUAUUCCCCUGGAAAACGAUAUACUGCAUACGAAAAUGUUACAACAUCCCAAUCAGUGUGCAUUUUGAUUGUUCUCAAGCUUUUCUGUAAUAUGCUAUCGUCAAUUGGAAUCAAUUUGCUUCUGCUGAUGGGAGAAGUUGUGUCAGAGGGAACAUUUGUUCUAGUAGCUUUGUUCCUACCGGGAGUGACCUACGCGAAUCUAUGCCUUCCGCUUGUCAUCUACUUCAAAACAAAACUAAUAAUUCGAAAUAGGAAAUUUCGAAUCGCAGUAAUGACAUCAAUGUAUGGUGAUGCCGGAGAGCAUAUUGAUCGACUGAAGAAGAGUUGGGAGUAA